AAUUUUGCUCGAACUAUAUAAUCGACGCGUUACGUUCCCGCUUAUCAUAAUCAGUUUGAAUUCCAAGCUAGUAUUGGUGCUUACUAAACCAAGAGUUUACCGUUCAGUUAAUAGUUAAUUGAGAGUGAAAACUUUUGAUCACAAUGUUUUAUCAUCCAGUGUUUGAUGGUUCCUGCUUUCUUAUCAGCCCAAGUCCACAAAAAAGAGAAAUUGUCAUUUCUCCGGAAGACAUAAUACAUCCAAUGAUGAUUUUGUCUAAUGUGCUGGAAAAUGUAACACAAAAGAAGAAUGUUUCAAAACCAGAAUCUCAAAGAAUACCACAAAUUAAACGACAGACUGAUAAAGCAUUCCACAGGAGUUUCGAUGUUCAACACUUCACGCCGGAGGAAAUCAACGUGAAAUUGGUUGGAGAAAAUGUGAUUGCAGUUGAAGGUAAACACGAGGAAAAAGGAGAUGAACAUGGGUCCAUUUCAAGACACUUCGUACGUAAAUUUACCGUUCCCAAGGGUUUCGACUUGACCAAAGUAGAAUCAAGACUGUCUUCUGAUGGAGUGUUGACCAUCGUAGCGCCAAAAAUUAAUGUUAAUCCAAUAGAAUAUAAGGAAAUACCUAUUGUUAGAACUGACCAACCUGUACAAAAAGUAGAAAAUAAGGAAAGCCAAAAUGAUAAUUAGCUAGUUACAAUUUUAUAAGACUGUUAAUUAUUAUUAAGCAGUAUUUUAUUUUUACUUUUGUAUUUUGUAUAAAUAUUUAUUAAAGAUAUUACAUAAGUUA
This is a messenger RNA of Aethina tumida (small hive beetle), 774 nucleotides long. RefSeq names its product alpha-crystallin B chain-like. The record is from RefSeq and is a predicted model, not a curated record. Gene Ontology annotation, molecular function: protein folding chaperone. The coding region runs from base 144 to 674 and encodes 176 amino acids. The transcript has a single exon. Lineage: Eukaryota; Metazoa; Arthropoda; Insecta; Coleoptera; Nitidulidae. Gene Ontology annotation, biological process: response to heat; protein refolding.